AAGAAUAUCCUUGAGCUGUGCCCUCAAGAGACUCGUUUCAGAGAUGAACAUUGUCUACCACAUAAAAUGUAGUAGACAAUGAAUUGUCUGCUAAAUUUGAGCUUUUUGCCAUCUUGUUUCCAUUUCUAAUUCUGCAUUUAAAUCGUCCUGCAUCACUACUACUGUUUCCCAGUCAUUUCUCAGUGAAAAGAUUUAUAACUUUAACUGGUUUUGUUUUGAGACUUGAUAAAUAGGACAAAACUUAAAAUAAUAUUGAAGUUGUAAGGUUAAACAAGGCACAAUGGUGUUCAUUUGAUUUCUUUUUAUUACUUCACCAAGUCAGAACUUGAGACUUGAACAUAUUUGCUGUCAAGACUUUCACAUCGUUGUAGGGUUAGGGUUCAACCCGCUUCUCUCGCCUGGUUGUUUUUGCAUCAGAAGUCAUCAGGCCUUUUUUUAUUUUUAGUUUUUAGUGUGUGCUUCCUCUUGCGUACGGCUCAAGGUUUCAAGGUGGAGCUCCAGGGAGUUCCUCUCAGUUUGAUUCACAGCUACGACCAAACUAGACAUCCAGGGUCGAGCGCUCGCGCCUGUGCUGUCAUGGUUGUCAUCACUUUUUUCCCCUGAGGAUAUUGAUCAGUGUCUCCUGGUGAUGUUGAAGAUGACUAAGAUCCAGUUCCUGACUUGUCUGUGGUUGUCUGGGUUUGUGCACAGUGAGCUUCAGUUCCUGGAGCGGCGCGAGGGGGAAUCUGUGGUCCUCCCCUGUGUCGUCGAGCAGAGAGACCUGUCGCCCUUCGGCGUCUACCUGAAGCGCAGCUGGCUGCAGCCGAGCAAAGUGCUCUUCAUGUACACCAACAGCGAGGUCAGCGUGAACGACGGCGGCUACAAGACCCGCGUCAGUGUCAGCGGAGACCCGGGCCACCGCGCUCUGAACGUGACCCUGUCCGAGCUGAGGGUCAGCGACACGGACCGCUACUACUGCGAGUUUUUCGUCAACAGGCCUUCCUCUGAAGACGAACGGAUACACGGACACACUGAGUUCUUCCUCCUGGUGACAGCUGAUGCCCCGGGGUCAGAGGACAUAGAGUUGCUAGAGACAUGUGCCGGGGGCUCGGCUGUGCUCCCCUGUCUCCCCCCGCACGGGGAAGGCCUGGCCGUGGAGGGCGUGAGUCUGAAGCGGCGGAGGGGCCGGGCUCCCGUGGAGAUGCUGUACCACUCGAGGCGUCACCGAGGCGGCGGCGGGGGCCCCGCCUCCUCCGUCUCCUCUCGGUUUGCAGCCGAGAGGGUCCAGCUGUCCUUGGCGCCCGGCCCUGGUGGCAUCACCUACAACCUCACCCUGCAGCGGCUGCAGCCGGACGAAAGUGGCCUGUACAGCUGCCAGCUGCUCGCGCACGGCAGGGCCGACACCAGCACCAGUCUGGGGAGACGAGUGUUCUUUGUUUCUGUGCAAGGCGGUCACUGCGGCUGCUCCAGCUACUCCACCCUGCUGUACGCUCUGUCCUCGGCCGUCGCCCUCCUCCUCCUCCUCCUCGUCGUCGUGGGAUUAGUGCUUAUUUAUCAGGGCAAAGCACGCCGCCGCAGUGUCAAGUCACGCCCUCAGGCUCCCAUAUACGAGGAGAUGGCCGGGGUGCAACCUCUCGGGCGAAAAGUGGCCCCUCGCCAUCUGGAGGAAACGGAGGCUUCCGAGUACAGAAACUGCCUGGUGAAGAAAUCCUGCAACGAAAACCAAUACGAGAGCCCGAGCGUGGCCUUCUCUUCCAGGGGGCCUUUAUGAAUAUUUGCUGGCACGAGACGGUCAAUGUAGAUGAGAGAUGUCAACAUAUAUUGAGAUUGUGAUAUAUCUUGAACAUCAAUUGAGAAAUUGUUCUAACAGGAAUGUUUUGGUAAUUAAAUUAAACAUUGCAAAAUGUUCUUUUGCUAAAAAAGAA
Molecule: messenger RNA, 1904 nt
Organism: Scophthalmus maximus (turbot)
Lineage: Eukaryota; Metazoa; Chordata; Actinopteri; Pleuronectiformes; Scophthalmidae
Gene: cd7al
Product: cd7 antigen-like
Exons: 6
Coding region: 629-1750 (373 amino acids)
Biological process (GO): adaptive immune response
Cellular component (GO): membrane
Molecular function (GO): signaling receptor activity
Source: RefSeq, a predicted model, not a curated record